Messenger RNA from Zymoseptoria tritici IPO323, 1373 nucleotides. RefSeq lists its product as uncharacterized. The transcript is spliced from 2 exons. Gene Ontology annotation, molecular function: FMN binding; NADP binding; NADPH dehydrogenase activity. Lineage: Eukaryota; Fungi; Ascomycota; Dothideomycetes; Mycosphaerellales; Mycosphaerellaceae. Gene Ontology annotation, cellular component: intracellular anatomical structure. The record is from RefSeq and is a predicted model, not a curated record. Bases 15 to 1373 code for a protein of 452 amino acids.
AUUAUAUUCCUACCAUGGCUCCAAGCAGCUACAAUGCGCCAGUCGAAGGCCUACCAUACUUCUCCCCCAAACAUGCCUCAAAUCCAGGCACGCCCUUCAAGCCCGACGACAAAACUCCCGUUCUAUUCACACCCCUCACAAUCCGCGGAGCCACCCUCAAAAAUCGAAUCAUCGUCGCUCCCAUGUGCCAGUACUCCACCGCCGAAGCGGGUUUUCAAAUAGGUGCGCUCACACCCUACCACAUCGCAACCCUAGGCCACUACGCCCUCAAAGGCGCCUCCUUAAUCUUCAUCGAAGCCUCCGGCGUCCAACCCAACGGCCGCAUCAGCCCCAACUGUCCCGGAAUCUGGUCCGACAGCCACAUCCCUGGGAUCAAAGCCGUGGCCGACUUCUGCCACGCUCAAGGUGCUCUUUGCGGAAUGCAACUCGCUCACGCGGGGAGGAAAGCGAGUACCCUCCCUCCAUUCGUGGCCUCGCAGCAUCGCUUACCCAGCAAGCGCGCCACUGCGGAGGCGGGAGGAUGGCCGGAGAACGUCGUGGGUCCGUCGGGUGGGGAGGAGCACACCUGGGAUGGGGUGCAGAGUGAUGAUCCGAAGGGCGGGUAUUUUGCGCCGAGAGAGUUGUCGGUAGGAGAGAUCAAGGAGAUGGUCCAAGACUGGGCGACAGCAGCGAAGAGGGCGGUGAAAGCGGGCGUGGAUGUGAUCGAAAUCCACGGCGCGCACGGCUACCUCAUCCACGAAUUUCUCUCACCUAUAACCAACCGCCGGACGGAUUCUUACGGCGGUCCUUUCGAAAACCGCACCCGCCUUCUGGUCGAAAUCGUAACAGCCGUCCGAGCCGCGAUGCCCUCCAGCAUGCCUCUCUUCCUCCGCCUCUCCUCUACAGAAUGGAUGGAAGACACCGACAUCGGCAAACGCCUCGGAAGCUGGGAUGUCGAAAGCACGAUCAAGAUCUCCAAAAUCGUGGCCGACUUGGGCGUUGAUCUCCUCGACGUGUCGUCUGGUGGUAAUCAUCCUCAGCAGAGAAUCAACAUGUUCAACACCAAAGACUACCAGACCAAAAUCGCCGCGCAGAUUCGGAGGGAGGUGAAAGCGGCGGGGAAGAAAUUGUUGAUUGGAGCGGUUGGGUUGAUUACGGAGGCGGAGCAGGCGAGAGAUAUUGUCGAUACGAGGAGCGAUGAUCUCAAGGUCGAAGCCGAGGCGGCGAAGCAGAUGACCGAGCCGAGGGGUAGAAGCGAGCCGAUGGCUGAUGUGGUUCUGAUCGCGAGACAGUUCAUGAGAGAACCGGAGUGGGUUUUGAAAGUGGCUUGGAGAUUGGGAGUUGAUGUCGCGUGGCCUUCGCAAUUUUUGCGGGUGCGGUUUCCGAAGCUGUAG